AUGUUCCAACCUCCCUUGGGGCGUGCUACGCCUCCAGACGCGACACUUUCGUGCCAAUACCUCUUCCAGGUCACCACGGAAUUUCCGGAGUUUGUACCUUCUUACCGAUGGUGGGAAGAUGAGACCGCCGCCGUUCUAUGGGCCUUUCACGAAGAUGCCCGUCUGGUCAUUCGCUACGCGUUACUUCGGGACCAGAAUAUACUGCGCAGUAAUCUACUCGGCCGCAAUACAGAAGCUAUUGAUACACUCGUAAACCUCAUCAAACCACAUGAGAAACAAUUGAACCUACACCUCUCCCAUGACAGCAGGGUUGAAAAAAUUCUGAGCCAUUCUUGCCUACCAUCUUUCAAGCCUGUUCCUUGGUCCUGUUUUCCACCAUCGGGUCCGUCUCUUGAUGCACGGGCGAUCGCACAAAGAAUUGAGAUGCAGAGUCACUUCCAAUUGAGAUUAAUUGCUUUUGAAGAUAUUGUCCGCGCCUCAUUAGGGUACACGGGUAACUCGGUUGAGUGGUUCUUAAGGGCCCAUACCGAGCUAUACGUUCAACUGUUGGCUCAUCUUCAAAUUCAUAUGGAGGAGAUCUCAGUCUACGAAGAAGUUGAGGAGCUCCUACGAACGCAAAGCCCAUUCGCUCAUCGGGCGGUGUUGCAGUGUUUAGUUGAUCUCCGCCGGGGAACAACAUCAGGUUUUCCACCGCCGCCGAUACACGGCUUUGAAUUUGUCGCACGCCCAAUCCAGAUUCUGUUCCAAGAGCGCCCUCACAGUUUGACCGAAAUACUCAAGAUCUGCGACAGGAAUGUUUUGGGUCGUCUUCUGGGUCAGACCUGGCUAGAACUCUCACGAAUAUGGACAAAAGCUAAUUUUUCCAAUCUGUCUCCACAAAGUAUCGUGGCGCAGGAUAGAAUUGCGCCAGAUUUUCUGGAUAGUUGGCAUGCUCUAACAGUCUCCGUUUGGGAAGUUCUAUGUGCAAUACCCUACCUGGCACCAUACCUUCAAGAAUGCGCUCAGAAGCUAUUUCAUCUCCGAAAUUAUCACUCCGCGACAGCAGUGCUUCAUGGCCUCCGCGAAUAUAGCGAAUUCUUUGCGCGAUUUGACAACCUUGGCAGCACAGUGGGUGAAGUGCCGAUUACGGAUUCAAGCGUUCCACCCAAGAUCGGGUUCCUGAUAGAUGACAAUCAGAAUUAUACCGCUUACCGCCAAUAUUAUCUCGAGUAUCCCGGCAUCCCUUUACUCCGUCCCCACCUCAGGGGCGGCGAAUCGGCUCUUCAGCCCGUCUUCAACUUCAUGCGGAAGUAA
Molecule: messenger RNA, 1293 nt
Organism: Penicillium waksmanii
Lineage: Eukaryota; Fungi; Ascomycota; Eurotiomycetes; Eurotiales; Aspergillaceae
Product: Guanine-nucleotide dissociation stimulator CDC25
Exons: 4
Coding region: 1-1293 (430 amino acids)
Source: RefSeq, a predicted model, not a curated record